AUGCUAUAAAGCCUGAAACAUCUCGUUUUCUCUCUCUAUUUUUUUUGGAGUAUAGAGAAAGAAAAUGCGUGACGUGGGCAAGAUGAACUUGAUUCCCGCAAGCAACGGCUCAGAUUCGCUUUGAGGGUCGACACGUACCGUUUAUCUGUCACGCCUAGUUCCCACCUUUCCUUCUCAGUCACACACACACACACACACAAACACACACACACACACACACACUCGCCCUGUGUUUGUGUGAACUCAUCUCACAAGCUAAGUCACAACUUGUCUUACACAGUUUCUCUCAAUUUGGAUUUUGGAGUUGUGUUGCUAUCUAUUAUACACCUCUAUGAACUGUUUUUGACACACAACACAACACAACACAACACAAAAGAGGAACAAGAUGUUGCUUGGAAAGCGUCCUCGACCACCGGUUAUGAGAAGAACAACGAGCAUGAGUGGAGGUAUGGCGGUGGACAUGCAAGGAAUCAACAACUUGGAAGCUGAGGAGGAAGAUGGAAUCAAAGAUCCACCACAUCAUGCGGUGGCGAUGGGACCACACCAUGGAUUGGUCCCUGAUCAGACCAAAACCUCAAAUAAUCAGAACCAAACAAGCAAUUGCAACAACACUUCCCAUGUUGUACACACUGCUCACUUUCUCAGAACUUGUGGUCUCUGUAAGUGUCGUUUGGCACCUAGUCGUGACAUCUAUAUGUAUAGGGGGGAUACAGCAUUUUGCAGUUCGGAGUGUAGGGAGCAGCAGAUGAAACAAGACCAGAGAAAAGAAAAAGGGAAGGUGCUGUCCUCCAAUAAAGAAGACCACCGUGCAUCACCACCCACCGUGGCGGCCACGGCCACGGCCACCGUCAAGGCUUCUGCUAAAAGUGAAACGGCUGCGGCUUGUACUUGAAUGGUUGCACACUUAAUUGAAACUGAAUAUUUGAAGAGAAAAUCAAUUAAGAAAGGAAAAGGUCAUAUGCUAACUCAUCCCUCUCAUGUUUACACUUAUGGACAAAUGCAACCCCAUAUGGUUCUUUCACACCUGCGAUAGUGAUUCUUAUUUAACAUAAUUCCGCUAGAAGAUUGUGCACAAAAGGUGUGGUUUCUGUAUUACGUAUGUGAACUUUAUUAGUCCUUGAAUCUAAAAUUUCCCAUGUAUCUAUCUAUUAUAUGUUGUCUUACA
This is a messenger RNA of Gastrolobium bilobum, 1165 nucleotides long. Its product is annotated as FCS-Like Zinc finger 6-like. The transcript has 2 exons. Bases 386 to 892 code for a protein of 168 amino acids. The record is from RefSeq and is a predicted model, not a curated record. NCBI's taxonomy places the organism in Eukaryota, Viridiplantae, Streptophyta, Magnoliopsida, Fabales, Fabaceae.